AUGCCUCAGCUUUAUUCUCGGGCAGUGAGAUUUAACUCAUCGUCGGUGGAUAGUGAUUUUCAGCCAGUCGUUCAUAUAAUGUAUGCUACUGACAAGGUUACAGAAUCAAAGGCAAUUCAACGUAUUUAUCUAGAAGAUAAUAAAAUUGGAGAAGAUGGUACACUAUAUAUAGCUGAAUGGAUAAAAUCUAAUAAGGUACUUACUGCAAUUAGUUUGGGAAACAAUCAAAUUGGAAGUCGCGGAGCAAAAUAUCUCAGCGAUGCGUUACAAGAUAAUAUGGUAAUCUGUCAUAUUUUUCUAGAAGAUAAUGGAAUUGGUGAUGAAGGUGCUCAAUUUUUAGCUGAAGCCUUGAGAAAUAAAACGACACUUGUUUCGCUUCAACUCGCAAACAAUCAAAUCGGAGCUAAGGGAGCACAAUAUUUGAGCAAUAUAUUACAAAACAACGUGCGACUAACCAAGCUGGAUCUCAGAGACAAUAAUAUUGGUGAUCAAGGAGCUUUAUGUAUCGCUAAUGCUUUACAAGAUAACAUGACAUUAACGACAAUGAAUCUUAGUUUCAAUGGAAUUAGUGCUGCAACAGCAGAUCAACUCUAUACAUUAACGAUACUUACACUCCACAAUAAUCAUAUCGGAAGUAAAGGAGCGGAAUAUCUAGCUCAAGUGUUACAACAUCAUCCGACCGUCACUUUUCUCGAACUUCAAAAUAAUCAAAUCGAAAAUAAAGGAGUCCACUAUUUGGCUUAUGCCUUAGAAACCAAUCAAGUACUUACCAGUCUACGACUCGUCGGGAAUCAUAUUGGAGAUCAAGGAGCCCAGUAUUUAGCUCAUGCUUUAGAAACGAAUAGAACACUGACCGAAUUAGCUCUUCAGAUGAAUCAGGUUGGAGAUCAAGGAGUAAAGCAUUUUGCUAAUAUGCUCGAAAAUAAUAUGAAUCUCAAAUAUCUUGAGUUGAGUAAUAAUAACAUUUCUGAUUGGAAAGCUAUUGCAGCUAUCAUUGGCACUCGAGCGAAGCAGGAAUUCAAAUGUAUUAGUCUUUGUUCAAAUAAAAUAGGUGAUAGAGGUGCACAAUUGUUAGCUUCGUUAGUAAAAAAUUCUACGACAAUCGUCGAACUGAAUCUACAAUCGAAUCAUAUUGGAGAUGAAGGAGCUUACCAUCUUGCUGAUGCGUUAAAAUUUAAUAAUGUGACAUAA
Molecule: messenger RNA, 1191 nt
Organism: Adineta steineri
Lineage: Eukaryota; Metazoa; Rotifera; Eurotatoria; Adinetida; Adinetidae
Source: the annotation of a GenBank genome assembly